This is a messenger RNA of Crotalus tigris (Tiger rattlesnake), 1816 nucleotides long. RefSeq names its product H-2 class II histocompatibility antigen, E-S beta chain-like. Gene Ontology annotation, cellular component: membrane; MHC class II protein complex. The transcript is spliced from 5 exons. The record is from RefSeq and is a predicted model, not a curated record. Lineage: Eukaryota; Metazoa; Chordata; Lepidosauria; Squamata; Viperidae. The coding region runs from base 64 to 849 and encodes 261 amino acids. Gene Ontology annotation, molecular function: MHC class II protein complex binding. Gene Ontology annotation, biological process: peptide antigen assembly with MHC class II protein complex; immune response; antigen processing and presentation of exogenous peptide antigen via MHC class II.
CUGGGGCUGGGAGCCUCCGCGUCUCUCUCCCCUCCCUUUGGGGGCGCUGGUGGGGCGGCGUCCAUGGGCUCCGUUGGGGUCCCCCUUCUGUUGCUGGCGGGGGCGCUGGCCCGGAUCCCCGGAAGCGAAGGGGGGCAGGAGACGCCCGCCCAUUUCCUUCUCCAGUGGAAGCUCGAGUGCCAUUUCUUCAACGGGACGCAGCGGGUGCGGUUCCUGGACCGGAGCAUCUACGACCGGCAGGAGAUCGACUACUUCGACAGCGACCUCAGGAAAUUCGUGGCCAUCACUCCGUUGGGGCAGCCCGAUGUGGACAUGUGGAACAGUGAUAAGGUCUAUCUGCAGUACCUGAGGGCCGAAGUGGAUUCCGUCUGCCGGCACAACUACAGGGUGUACAACUACGAGGUGGCCAAGAGGGAGGAGCGUCUGAUUGGCCGGAGAGCCAAGCCCACCAUCUCCAUCUCCCCCACCAAGCUGGAUCCCACUUCCCCUAACACCAUCCUCCUCUGCAUUGCGAGGGGCUUCUACCCUGUGGAGAUCGAGAUCCAGUGGCUGAAAAAUGGCCAGCCGGAGGAGGAGGGCGUGGCCUUUGGGGAGGAGCUCCAGAACGGAGACUGGACCUACCAGUUCCAGGUGAUGCUAGAGACCCAGCCCCAGUGGGGGGACGUCUACACCUGCCAGGUGGAGCAUGCCAGCCUGGAGGCCCCGAUCACCAUCAAGUGGGAGCCCCGAUCCUCCAAUUCUGCCAGGAGCAAACUCUGGACGGGGAUUGUGGCAGCCAUGAUCGGGUUGAUCUUCUUUGCAAUGGGGCUCUCCCUUUACCUGAAGAGCAAGAAAGCACUUGUGAAUUAAUCCUGCCGUCCUUCCUGAUUCCUGAUGGGAAAGGAAGGUUUUUUUUCCAGUAGCUGAUGAAUUUCUGUCUUUCUUGCAAUGUCUGAAAAAUGGAGGCUCAAGUUUUUAGAUUGGGGAGAGGAGGAGAAUGGCAGCCUGGAGCUUCUCCUGCUGAGACCCCUCUGGCUUUCCUUUGAAGGCCUCUCUUUCUUGGGAGGGAGGAAGGGAGGGAGACCAUCAAGACUGACCUCAGGGACUCCGGGCCUGCCUGUCACUCCAGACAUCCAACUAUGCUUUGAACCCACAGCAGCUUCAUCUCCAUCACUCUUCCUCCGAAUCCCUUCCCUUUGCAAUAAAAGAAUAAAAUUUAGAUUGUAGGAAAAUGCAGUAAUUUUUCCUUUCUUCCUCUUCCUCCUCCUCUUUCCUGCCCCUCAGGAGAGUCCCCCCUUCUCCCCUCCCCCUCCCUGGAUUGACCAUCCCGCCUAGUUUAGGCCUGAAAGGAGUAGAUUAGUAAUGAGAAAUUUCUAAUGAGUCUAAAGGUGGACAGAAGAAGCCACCUGAAAGUCAUAAAUUCAGACAAAUAAGAAAAGCAGAGGUUGCUAGCUAACUGAAACCGCAAGAAGAGGAAACACAAAAACUGAGGAUAAAGUUUAGAGCUUAAGGCGCCAAAGGUAUAACCACAAACAACUGUAGAGAUCAUUAUAAGAAUUGAGCUUUGUUUACAGAAUAUUAGAUGGUGAUAGAUAGAAUGUGCUGAAAGGGGCUUCCUGGAAUGUGGGGAGGGGGACAGUAUUUUUAGGUGGUCCGGAUAGUUUAUCGAAUGAUUAGGGAAGGGGCGUUGAGUGCGAUAGGGGAGGGGGGAGUCUGCCUCGGGGGUAGGAUAUAAAAAUGUGUGAAACAGCUCUUGAAGGUGUGGCUGGACUCCUCCGUAUGUUUCAGCUCACCAAGUCUUUGCAAAUGCUUCUUUUGAAAUAAAACUUUGUUGCUG